AUGGCAGUGGCAGCCAGGAAAGGCAGGACUACAGCCUCCCCACACAGCAGCAUCACCACCACAGCUUGGCCAGGCUCCCUGGACAGCUGGCUUAGCUGGAUCCCCUUACCCAAAUGGACGCUCAUCACCAUGGCUGUGGCAGGGGCCAUUCUCCUCCUUCUCUUCCUCAUCUGCAUUGUCAAGUGCUGUUGUACAAAGAGGAGGCCCAAGAAGAAGGAAAGAAUCGGCUUGUGCACCAUCAGCAACUCCACCACGAUCAACCUUGUCCAGCCUGAGAUGGAGGACCUGGAGCGGGAAGUAGAGCAGAAGCGGCGAGGAAAGCUGCAGUACUCCCUGGAGUACAACUUCCGCAUGCAGGAGCUGAAAGUUGGCGUGAAGCAGGCAGCUGAGCUGAAGGCCAUGGACAGUGGAGGCACAUCUGACCCAUAUGUGAUUGUCUACCUAAUGUCUGAUAUGAAGAAGAGAUAUGAGACCAAGGUUUACCGCAAGACCCUGAACCCCAUCUUCAAUGAGACCUUCACUUUCCAGGUACCCCAGGCUGAGGUGUCUAAAUCCACGCUGGUGAUGCAGAUCUAUGACUUCAACCGCUUUUCCAAGCAUGAUAUCAUUGGUGAGGUUCGGCUGCCCCUGGCCAGUGUCAACCUGCAGCAUGUCAUCGAGCAGUGGAGUGACCUGGUGGUGGCCAGUAAAGUGGAGGAAGAGCAUCUGGGUGAGAUCUGCUUCUCGCUGCGCUACGUCCCCAGCACUGGCAAGCUGACAGUGCUCAUCCUGGAAGCCAAGCAGCUGAAGCGGAUGGACUCAGAUGGACUCUCAGAUACUCCAGCUUUGGGCCGUACUGGAGGUAUCUCUCAGGAGGAGAUGUCAUGGCUGGAUUGUACAGGGAGCUUGGCAGGAGGAAAUCCUUUUGUCAAGGUGCAUCUCAUACUGAACAGAAAGAAAUGGAAGAAAAAAAGGACAAGUGUGAAGAAAAACACCUUAAGCCCUUACUUCAACGAGGUGUUUGUUUUUGAGGUGCCUUUCAGUCAGAUCCAGAAUGUGGACGUGGUCAUCUCUGUCUGGGAUCAUGACAAAGUGACCAAAAAUGAGCCCAUUGGCAAACUCUUCAUCGGCUGCCGAGCUACAGGCAACCAGCUGCGGCACUGGUCCGACAUGCUGUCCAACCCAUGCCGGCCCCUCGUCCAGUGGCACAUCCUGCAGCCCCCGGAGGUGGUGGACAAAGCCCUGGGACUGAAGUCCCACCUCAAGCUGCCCCUGCACUCCAGAUAGUGAGGGGUCUCCUUCUCCACCCAGGGAGCAGGAUGGUGGGCUUGUAGAAGAGUGAGGGGCUUCUGCUUAGCAAGCUCUAGACAUGUUGGUCCCAGCUCAUUGUCAGCAAAGAGGGGACUGGGACUCCUUCUGGCCAAGAGAUCAUCUGGCUGCUGGUGCAGCU
Molecule: messenger RNA, 1429 nt
Organism: Vidua chalybeata
Lineage: Eukaryota; Metazoa; Chordata; Aves; Passeriformes; Viduidae
Gene: SYT8
Product: synaptotagmin 8
Exons: 9
Coding region: 1-1266 (421 amino acids)
Biological process (GO): synaptic vesicle endocytosis; calcium ion-regulated exocytosis of neurotransmitter; cellular response to calcium ion
Cellular component (GO): axon; synaptic vesicle membrane; dense core granule
Molecular function (GO): phosphatidylserine binding; clathrin binding; calcium-dependent phospholipid binding
Source: RefSeq, a predicted model, not a curated record